Penicillium cinerascens is the source of this 1839-nucleotide messenger RNA. RefSeq lists its product as uncharacterized. Bases 1 to 1839 code for a protein of 612 amino acids. NCBI's taxonomy places the organism in Eukaryota, Fungi, Ascomycota, Eurotiomycetes, Eurotiales, Aspergillaceae. The record is from RefSeq and is a predicted model, not a curated record. The transcript is spliced from 2 exons.
AUGGCGUCCCGAAAGAAACAGAAUACUUCUCGCAAGAAGGACGGCAUCCACUUCGUCAACGCCCGACCCUCCUCCGAGACUGAGCGCCUGAAAGCGCAACGCCUGGUACGAGCCCACGUCGGCCGCUGGAUCUCCGACCAGACCAAGGACCGCUCGACUGCCCUCGAAGCCGCCAACACAAACCGCGUGCCUCGCCCCGUCCGCGACUCCAUCUCGCCUUUGUCCAGUGACCUCGCCGGUCCUUCAACCUUUGCCUUUGUCUCGCACCCUUCCUAUUCGCCUCAUCGCGCAAGUGCCAUCGGCCCCGUCCUCCGUCGCUUCGAGGACCGCCGUCGAGAAUGGCAGGGCUCGCCGUUCCCGCCGUCGCAUGCGAGCGAUAGUAGCGACAGCAGUGACGACGCCAGUUCCGUCGCGGCAUACUCGGGCGAACCCUUGGCCGUGAUCCCCUGGGAAAGUUCCCGGAUCGAACCUCUCAUUACCGGCGUCUUUGAUCCCUUCUGCACAUAUCCGUCCUCUUUCUCGCCGGAGGUCGUAAAUCUUUGCGAGCAAUACUGCCUUUCUGUCCUCUGGCCGGGACUCAUUCCGACCCGACCACACCUGAAGGAGGCCGGAGAACUGUGGUUCCCCCUGUCUCUUUCCGAUCCCGCUCUCUUCACGGCCUUCAUGUUCGGCUCGCUGUGUCACCAGCGGGUCCAGUGGUUAAAUCACUGGGUGCCCGACGGUGCUUGGGGCCCUAAACAUGAGCGCGUGUUACAGUUGUGUGAGAUGGAGUCGAUCAAGUUGAUCAAUCAGGCGGUUCGGGAUCCCUCACGCGCGGUUAGCGAUGCGGUGCUACUCAGUGUUAUCUGCAUGGCGCAUCAUCAGCCGGAGAACGAAAAACGUCAGCGACAUCGGAAGACCCCGUUCAGCCCUCCUCUCCAGCGCUUGCAGUGGAUCGAUGUGUAUGGAUGUCUGCCACCCAACCUGAUCCAUAUUCGUGGUUUGGUCCAGUUGGUCCGGUUGCGGGGUGGCUUGGAGAAUAUCAAGUUCACCGGGCUGCCCGCGAUGAUUAGCUUGUUCGUUCCUUUUGUCACCCUCAUGUUGAGCUCUGCUAACCUUACCAGCUCGGACAUUUUCACUGCCGCCAUCUUCUGCACCCGCCCGGGAUUCGCUUUCUGGCCCCUCGACACAAGCCGCAAUGGCAUCACCGUUCAGGAGUUAUUAGGGUUCGGACCUUCCGACAUUGAGCACGGUUUCGGCCAACUCCAGGACAUCGGUGUCACACCUCAAAUGGCAGAAGCAUUCCAAGCCGCUUUCAACUAUAUCAACAUCGUCAGAGCCGGUCUAGCAAACGGCUACGAUGCCUCACUACUCGCCGACCAACGAAACCUUACCGAACACACUCUCCUCUCCCUUAUGCCCGCCUCAGAGAUCCCGACCUCCUUCUCAUAUCCCACGCAAGCUACCACUUAUGAAAUCUGCCGCCUCGCCGCGUUGAUCUUCGGCGUCGGCGUCAUGUUCCCUAUCCCCGCUCAAAACACCCCCCUCAAGAGCCUGGCACAACAGAUCCAGUCUCUUCUCCGCGACCCCACCUCCUCAGCCAUGUGGUCCACACCCGCCAACCGCAUCCCCCUGAUCUGGGCCCUCACCCUAGGCGGCAUCGCAGCCACUGAUACCCCAGAACGAUCGUUCUUCGUCUCGGGACUCGGUGAGACCGCUCGUCGCAGCGGCUUGACUUCUUGGCCAAGCGUCAAACGUGCCCUAGAGAUAAUGCUCUGGUACGACGAGGCCUGCGACGAGGCAGCAGAACUGCUAUGGCUCGAAGCCAAUUCCAGCCCGAUCUUGCGCCCGGUCGAAUGA